Molecule: messenger RNA, 1857 nt
Organism: Hypoxylon fragiforme
Lineage: Eukaryota; Fungi; Ascomycota; Sordariomycetes; Xylariales; Hypoxylaceae
Exons: 2
Coding region: 269-1810 (513 amino acids)
Source: RefSeq, a predicted model, not a curated record
UCUCGCGUCGUCAAACCGCGUCGCGCGUCAACUCGGACUCAAUUCAAUUCAUUUCACCCAAUUGCUUCAAGUUCAAUGCUACUUGCUACUUGCUACUUGCUACUUGCUUAUCACCUUUUGGCACCCCUCCUUCGACUUUCACAUUAUCUAUUUUGCACACCAAUUCCCAAUAAUUUUCCAUCCCAUCACCUAUUUAUCCUCAUCCCAUACGCGCCUGUGUUUUGAUCGCAAAUUAUGAUAAAAUAAAUUCAACAAAAAAAACGCCGUCAUGCCCCUCCAGAAAUCCUUCUCGGAGCAAAAUGGUUCUUCUAAAUCUCGCCAGCAUUGGAAUAAAACCAGAAGCCAUUCCGCCGCAACAAAUGGAACCACAUCUCGAAAUACCGCUCCUAAACCUCUCCAACCCAUAUCCGAGGUUUCAAAGAACAAGCUCAAUGCAUUCAAAUUCCCUAACUUUACUAAAUCAGUUGCCCAAGAGCCUUGCGCGCCAAUUGUUCAUGCCGAUGAAUCGAUAGAUAACCCAGAUGAGAGGAAACAGAGUAAGCGAACCCCAGAGGAAACCAUUCAUUCGCGCGCAUCCGAUAGUACGACUACACCCGUAAGUCGCUUAGCAUGGCAGGAUCUUAUUGGCAUGACCGAGGCGAAAGAGGAAGAUGAACAGACCAGUCCUAAUGAGAGAAUUGGCUGGGAUACCAGGGAAGACCCGCUAGACGUGAUGAAACUAUCGCCAGUAAUGCCAAGUAGGAGAGGGAAAAAGAGAGCGCGAAGUUCCUCUCCUGUAUCGUCGCCUGCUUCCCAUUCGAAACCUCGCAAGCCCGCGGUCAACGUAGAGAAGUUGUCACGAGCCCUCAAAUCCCCUCAUGCUGACCCUGCACUGGAACUAUGGGAUCGCUUUUCUCUCAGUGGGGCUACCUCUACUACACCUCUUGGCGCCAUAAAUUCUACCCUGGCUCAGAUUAUGGUAGCAUCUUCGCCGAGGCCAUCCAAGACAAUCGGCGGAAGCGGACUUCGAAGGGCAACCAGUUGUGGGGCAAAUUGGCCUAAACGCCGGAGGGUAGAACGAAUAGAACUAACGAAGCCGAUGGAAGUUGCAAUCGAGGAAAGUCCAAGCCGUCAUUGUAAAACGUCUAUGGUAAACGCCUUACUACAGAGCGUGACUGGUGAGAUCAACAGGUCCAAGGCCAUUCAAAGCCGUCAAGACGCCUUGAAGUCUCCUUCGCCCAAAAAGCGAUCCCAUCCCGCAAUGCAGUCUACUGGCUCACCUUCGCGACGAACUCCUCGAUCAAAACCUACUCCUCCGAUGUUUGAUGAGAAAGCGGUUCCGCAGGCACAGAAUACGAACUCGAUAGCGCUGAAGGAUGAUGCGUCAGACUAUGGAGACGACGAUUUCGACGAUGACACACUUAUGGAGCUGGAUGCUACGAUGUGUCAACCGUCUGAAAAAAGCGCACGAGACUUACCCAUGCCACCAAAGGAUUCCAAGCAAAAUUCAACUCAGCAGCAACACAGUCCAGUUUCCGAGUCGUUCGAGUAUGAGUUCGAUGACGAUGUGUUUGACGACGUAUUUACUACUGGUGAAGUUAUAUUAACACAGCUCGAUUCUACUCACUAUUCCAAGGAUAAAUCCGAAAUAUCACACCAGCCUGCUGUUUCAGUUGCCGCACAAAGUAUCCCGGUUGCUGUUGCUGAUGACCUUACUGAGGAUUUGUACGAUGAUGAUUUUGGGGGUGAUUUUGACUUUGAGGCUGCUGAGAUGGCUGCUACGCAGUCUGUCUCUAAACAGACAAAGGGGUUCUUACCGGUACGUAGGUAGCAGUAGGAACGAGUCAGAUUUAGUUGCUAAGAGUAUUGGUAGGUAUC